This is a messenger RNA of Monomorium pharaonis (pharaoh ant), 2783 nucleotides long. RefSeq lists its product as uncharacterized. The transcript has a single exon. NCBI's taxonomy places the organism in Eukaryota, Metazoa, Arthropoda, Insecta, Hymenoptera, Formicidae. The record is from RefSeq and is a predicted model, not a curated record. The coding region runs from base 472 to 2754 and encodes 760 amino acids.
AAAAAAAUCACAUUUUUUAAAUACAUUUUACUUUACUUUGACAGCGUAAAUAUUUUAAAAGUUAUGUAAUUGUUAAUUAAAACAUUAAAAAAAAAAUAAAACAUUUAAAACAUUUUUUGAUUCCGUUUUUAGUUUACAGUCACAAGCAAAAAACUGCUUUUUCUUCACUUCAACUCGUAAUUUUGCAAUGACCCUAAUUUUUUGCAAGUGGCAAACGUACCUGUCUUAAUCUACACACAUUAAUUGUGUUUUACGCGAAGUUAAAUGUAAGUUAUCAAUUUUUGUACAAAAAAGUGUAAUUUUGCUGGACUGAAUAGAUUAAAAGUGCAAACCGCCGCAGGCCUGUUUUGUCAUAAAAGUAUAUAUUGAUAUGUAACAUGCUCGCUACAACAAAUUUUAAAAAUUGUAGAUUUGCGCAACUACUGAUUAACAUUAUGUUUCACUAAUAUAUUUAUUUUUUACAGGAGACAGAUGCUGAAAGGAUUGUCUCUUGAGAAAUGUAAUACUGGCGACGAAUCUAUCAAUUAUCAGGAUUCAGUUAAAUUACUGCCUGACUUGAUGGAUUUGAAGAUCAUUAAUGAAGCUUCACAGUGCUUGGAGCCAGUUUUCAAAAGUGGUAAGUACAAAAAUGUACAAACAUGUCAAGAUGACAAUACUCUUGUCAUCGAAAACACAGGCCGUGUAGAAAUGGAUGGUAUCCAACAGCAUGAGCCUGAAUAUGAAGAUGACGAUACUCUUGUCAUCGAAAAAACAGGCCGUGUAGAAACGGAUGGUAUCCAACAGCAUGAGCCUGAAUAUAAAGAUGACGAUACUCUUGUCAUCGAAAAAACAGGCCGUGUAGAAACGGAUGGUAUCCAACAGCAUGAGUCUGAAUAUGAAGAUGACGAUACUCUUGUCAUCGAAAAAACAGGCCGUGUAGAAACGGAUGGUAUCCAACAGCAUGAGCCUGAAUAUGAAGAUGACGAUACUCUUGUCAUCGAAAAAACAGGCCGUGUAAAAACGGAUGGUAUCCAACAGCAUGAGCCUGAAUAUGAAGAUGACGAUACUCUUGUCAUCGCAAACACAGGCCGUGUAGAAACGGAUGGUAUCCAACAGCCUGAGCCUGAAUAUGAAGAUGACGAUACUUUUGUCAUCGAAAACACAGGCUUUGUAGAUACUGAUCGUAUCCAACAGUAUAAGCCUGAAGGUGAUAGUCUUGUAAAUACUGCUUUCUUCCAUGAAGAACUGCAUCGAAUAUUUGACGAUCAUGCGCGAGGAAUUGAGUGCAGCUUUAAAUACUGGAAACUCAUAAAUAUUCAUCGUUCUGGGUUUAAGACUCAGUAUUUCUACAGAUGUGAUAUGUGCCAUCAUAGGGCAAGUAUUUGGUCACAUCCUACAGAUGAAAAAAUUUUGGACAUCAACACGGCUAUUGCAGCUGGAACCAUUACUACCGGGAUUGGUUUUGCUCAAAUGGAAGAAAUGUUUGCAGCUGCAAAUGUACCGUCCAUGUCCGAAAAAACAUAUAUCAAACAUCGAGACAUAGUACUCGAAGAAUAUUUUAAAACAGCUCUUAAAGAUAUGAAAAUGGCAGGCGAAGAGGAAAAGCGACUCGCUCUAGAAAGAAAUGAAGUGAUUAAUGGUAUUCCGUACAUAACCGUUGUAGCGGAUGGCAGUUGGGCGAAGAGGUCGUAUGGCACAGUCUACGAUUCACUUUCCGGAGUUGUAGCUAUUCUUGAUUAUCGCACAAGAAAAAUUCUCUUUAUUGGUAUUCGCAAUAAAUUUUGCACGGUAUGUGAUACGGCGGAACGAAAAGGUCUCGAGGCAAAAGUUCAUAAAUGCUACAAAAAUUUUGACCGUAACGCGAGCUCUACACGCAUGGAAAGUGAUGCCGUUGUAGAAGGAUUCAAAUGUAGCAUUGAAAUGCAUGGACUAAUUUUUAAAACACUUAUUGCCGAUGGUGAUAGCAACGUGUAUCAGUCCAUCCUAAAUAAUAAUCCAUAUCAAGAGCAUAUGGUAAGAGUGCGAAAGAUAGAAUGCACUAAUCAUUUGCUUCGUAAUUUAUGCAAAAAAUUAAAAGUAGUUGCAGAGACGACCGAACCAAAGUUGCGUAGAAAUCGUGAUUUUAUAAAAUCACGAAAUAUUGUGAAAAACAAUAUUAAAAAAAUUAGAAAAGAAAUAUUACAAUUAGCUGAGCGUAGAAGGGGAGAGAAGGAUACUCCGGAUUGUCAAGUAUUAGCAAAGAAUUUACGGGAAGAUAUAUUAAAUGUUCCUAGUCAUAUCUUUGGUGAACACAAGCGAUGUAAGGAUCGUACAUGCGAGAACAUCGCUGAUACAGAUACGGAAAAUUAUAUUCCGUAUCUGAAAUUGUACGGUCUUUAUCCAAAAAUACAAAAUGCAAUUAAAUAUUUAAGCGCUCAUUCCGACAGUUUGUUGUUUAAUGUAACAAAUAAUUUUGCGGAACUGUAUCACUCGGUAGUCGUCGUAAUAGGCGGAAAGCGCAUUUUGUAUGGCGCGCGAGGUUCUUAUAAUACGAGAGUUACAGCAGCUGUUAUUCAACAUAACACGCAACAAGCUCUCACAGAAUUACAUAAGAACGUAUGUAACAGUGUUCCUCCUAUUUCCUCCUAUCGAAAAUCUGGAGAAGCGACGUCAAAGAAAAAUAGCUCGAACCAGAGAAUGUCGAAAAAUAGACGGAAAACCCCAAAAAUUCAAAAGAAAGAUAGGAACAGAUGGUUAUUACGGACCUCAAUCGCAACAACCAGAUCUCUCCCCUGAAAUAUUCGAGCAAUUUAAGGAAAAACAUU